CGGUCCGGCCGGCUCGCUCCGGCUCGCUCCGGUCCGGGGCCGCCCCCCGCCCCGCCCCGUCCCGCUCCCGCUGGCCGGGGUGUCGGAGGUGCUGCGCUGACAACCCCGCAACCUGCGAACAUGGCGCUGCGAGCAGCGCUGAGCUUGCGGGCCGCGGCCUGCAGCCUGCGCGCCUCCUUGACGCCCAUCGCGCCCUACCGGCCGCGGCCCUGGGGCAUGCAAGCGGGCGCCGUCCGAACGCUGCGCACAGGCUUUGCUCAACUCUCCGUGCGUAAAUUCACAGACAAACAUGAAUGGAUAACAACAGAAAAUGGUAUUGGAACAGUGGGAAUCAGCAAUUUUGCACAGGAAGCUUUGGGAGAUGUUGUUUACUGUAGUCUUCCUGAAGUUGGGACAAAAUUGAACAAACAAGAUGAGUUUGGUGCUUUGGAAAGUGUGAAAGCUGCUAGUGAACUCUAUUCCCCUCUGUCAGGAGAAGUAACUGAAAUUAAUGAAGCUCUUGCAGAAAAUCCGGGACUUGUGAACAAAUCUUGUUAUGAAGAUGGUUGGCUGAUUAAGAUGACACUAAGUAACCCUUCAGAACUAGAUGAACUAAUGACUGAAGAAGCAUAUGAGAAAUACAUAAGAUCUAUUGAGGAGUGAAAAUGGAAUCCCCUAAAUAAACUAGUAUAAAACAACCUAAUCUAACAUAGUUGUCUUAAAUUAGUGGAUAGAUAAUUUAAAACAGCAACUAGCAAUCUAGUGGAAAAAUAAACUACUUGCAACAAUGCUACUGGAAGAAUAUCCCUUAACAUUGUAAAUAACUGUAGAUAAGCACAAUAUGCAUCUUUUUCACAACAUUAUUUUUAGAGUAGGCUCCAAUUAUAACCAAAACUCUUGAAAUUACCUGGUAGAAACUAGUUAUAAAAUUAUGUACUUUAAGGACAGCAUUUUCAUCUUAAGCCUUAUAUAAUAAUGUAACUUGCUUAUGUCUAUUACUGGAUUUGGGUCAAGUACUUAAUAAUCUUUUCAUUGGAAUAAAUGACAGUGGGGAAAGGGGCUUUUUUUCUCCACUGUCUUACAGCAUCAGAUUAAACAUACUAUUGUAAUUUUGCAAUAUACUGCAUUUACUGGUGCUAUUUUUAUACAGUGAAGCAACAGCCUUGAAGGAAAAUCAGAAACAGUUUAAUAAAACAUUCAACUUAAUUAUGAUUUUUGUUUCACUGUUAAUAUUUCAUUUAGUGACUGCUAGUAUCUGAAGAUACUAUUUUUCAAUUACAGAAAGUUAUUUGAAGGAAACUUACGACUUUCUUAAGGUUCUAAGAAAGUCUAUGAAAAAUCUAUGUGUAUGUAAUGGAUAUAUGUAUGUCAUAGAAACAAACACAUAAAAAUACAUACUUAACACAGAGCAAGAGCAGACUCUUAUUUUCCUACUUAGUACAGGUAGAAGGAAGUAUUAAGGGGCCAUCAGCUAGUGAUGAAGGAAAAUUAGAGAACCAAGAUGAAGUAGGUAGGAUGUAACACACAGAUCUUAACUGUUCCUUAGCAGACAGAAACCAGUUGUCACAUCACUACUCACUAUAUCUUUACAACCUUAUCAAGAAAGUAAUUAAGAUGUAUCUAAUAUGGAAAUAGAAGGGGGUGGGUAGUAAUUUCAUACAUGUACCUUUUUGUUCUGAACUUAUUUUUAUAUACUACCUUCUUUGAUCUUUGUAACAGUCAAAAUUUGCCUGUGCUAGGUUAGACAUAACUACUACUGUUUUACAGAAAAGGGUUAUGGGGAAGAUUAGGGAUUGUUAGAGAGGGAGUCAUGCUAGAUUUUUCAUAUUACUGGCCCACUCUUGAUCAGUUUGCCAUUGUCACUACUAAAACAUUUAAAUAGGAAUCUGAGAGGGAAAAAUAGGUGAAUGUUUCUAAAGGUGAAAAGUAAAAAGUUCAUUAACUAGUGUUUAACGGGCAGCUUUUCAUUCUUCCCUCCUUUCUUAACACAAGACACACACUCUUACUCUGUACCAAAGAACAGAACAUUAUGGGAACUUGCUCCUUCACUAUUGGGAAUAUAGUGCCAAAUCCACCCUCGUUUCUAUUAUAGUGCUGCCAAAACUAACAGGCAUUGAAUACCCUCCAAAUAGACAAAAUGAGCAGAAUUUAAUUUCUGACCUCAUUCCCUUUGGUUUAGAUCUUAACAGCAGCUUAAUUAAGAGAGCAGCUUAAUAAAGAUUUUGAGUUACGCUUUUUAAUCAUUAAAACUCAAAAACAUGGAACAGGUUAUUGAAAAAUAUUCUGUUAAGAUCACCUUCUCAAGGUAGUUUAAAGAGGUAAACAAUGUUUUAAUAAACCUCUAGAGGGCUAUACAUUGGCAUAUUAGUACAAAAAUGAGGUUGAUAUUUUAUCCACUCAGCAAAUCAGAAUUUGUGAAUUUCCAGUUCUUAGGCUGCUAAAAUUUCAGUACCACCCACCUUCAGUUUUAAAAACAACUAACUGCCCACAUUACUGCUCAACAAUCACUAUUCACACCUAAUCCUGCCUCCGCCUUCCUCAGAUUAUAUAUUUAUACCAAAAUGUAUAUAUACCAAGAUUUCUCAUCCCUAAAACAUGGCUUUACUACUGACCAUAUAUCCCUAUAAGUCUUUUUCUUUCUUUCUUUUAAAUAGAAUGUUUUAAAGAGCAGAUUUGGGUGCAAAAUUGAACAGAAAAGCGUUUCCAGAUGAUUUCUGUAUCCAUCAUUCUGUUUUGAGACCUCUUCCAACUCUAAGAUCUUAGUGAGAGCUUCAUAUCUUGAUUUAAUUUCUACAUUGGCUUCUUAUAAACAUAAGUCAAUGAAACUUGUUCAGUAUAAGUGGCCCAUUAUAACUGUUAUCAGACAAGGUUAGUGGGAAAGAAAUUUACCAGAGCUUCCAACUUCCAUAUGUACUUAGAGAAUGUGCUUUCAGUCAAGUUUGUCAUUUAGUAAAUUUUAGUCAAGACUUCAGAAAUCCUUCUAGAAAUAGACAGCAACUUUAAUGACUGGGUAACAGCCCUGCUAGUCGAAAGGUUUCAAAAUUUAUGUUUUAAAGAGAACUGAAGGGGAGCUGCCUUUUUUUUUCUUGUCUGGUCACUCUAAUUUCUGGUAUGGAAGAGACUUAAAAAAUAUUGAGAGGGCCCUCCCUGGUGGGACAAGGGGUUAAAGCUCAGCACUACAACUGUACAUAGCCACUGUCCACAACCACUGUCUGCAGCUACUGCAGCACCAGUUGGAUCCCCUGCCAGGGAGCUGACCUCUCCUGUCUUACCUUGCCUGU
Molecule: messenger RNA, 3260 nt
Organism: Condylura cristata (star-nosed mole)
Lineage: Eukaryota; Metazoa; Chordata; Mammalia; Eulipotyphla; Talpidae
Gene: GCSH
Product: glycine cleavage system protein H (aminomethyl carrier)
Exons: 5
Coding region: 121-642 (173 amino acids)
Biological process (GO): protein lipoylation; glycine decarboxylation via glycine cleavage system
Cellular component (GO): mitochondrion; cytoplasm; glycine cleavage complex
Source: RefSeq, a predicted model, not a curated record